Columba livia (rock pigeon) is the source of this 7094-nucleotide messenger RNA. It is a transcript of the gene PLD4, whose product is annotated as phospholipase D family member 4. The coding region runs from base 366 to 1886 and encodes 506 amino acids. Gene Ontology annotation, molecular function: catalytic activity. Gene Ontology annotation, cellular component: endoplasmic reticulum; trans-Golgi network membrane; phagocytic vesicle. The transcript has 13 exons. Gene Ontology annotation, biological process: phagocytosis; hematopoietic progenitor cell differentiation. The record is from RefSeq and is a predicted model, not a curated record. Lineage: Eukaryota; Metazoa; Chordata; Aves; Columbiformes; Columbidae.
CUGAGUUUGGAUGCUCAGCCUCUGGAGUCAGACGGGGAACAGGGACACUUCCCAGAGGAUAUUUGGACCGUUAGCAUAGAGGCUCACUGGAGUUGCCUCUUUUCCCCGACUGCAGAUGAAGCCUCGGUCUAGCAGGAUCCUGCCUUCAGCUUUCUGUGCGUGUUGUGAAACGCAGUGUUUAGGAGGAAGUAAUCUGCAGCAGGAAGAGGAAAAGAACAGAAGACUCUGAAAUAAAUCUGCUGCCCAAAAGCAUGUAUGCUACCUCUUGGUGAGCAGAGUUGGGAGUAACGUCAGGCUACGGCAGGACAGCCACGCAGGAGGAGGUCUUCCAGGGUGAUUGUGAAAAAAGCCUUAAAACCCCCCCGAUGUUUAAUGAGUCUUCCAACAUGAAAUUAAGCAUGAACAAUCAAAAAGACGUCAAAACGUUUCAAAUCUUAUGGGCAAUUUUGAUAUUUGGUCUUGUUGCCCUGAUGGCUGUUUACUUCAUGAGAGUGGACAGCAUAGUUGAUCCUAAAGGAGGAGCAGCAUUUGGCAGCGUUUAUGAAGCAAUGGAGGAGGAAGAAGGACUCUACAGAGAUCUCCCAGGAACCACAGCCACAAUAGUUGAGGAGGACACCAGCAGGUCCAAUGAUUCCUGCAGCUUUGAACUUGUGGAAAACGUUCCUUAUGACUUAGCUUUUGAGAUAAAUAGCACUGCAGCCAAACCAUUGUACCAAGCCUGGAUGAGACUCCUUGAUAUAGCCCAGGAAAAAAUUCAUGUGGCUUCCUACUAUUGGUCUCUUACUGGGAAGGAUAUCAGCGUCAAUGAUUCAUCUUCCAAGCAGGGUGAAGAUAUUCUGAAGAGGUUUGAGAGAUUACUUGCAGAGAACGUCUCUGUGUUUGUUGCAGCAAGUAUACCAACUUUGGCUACAAAUUCAACUGACCUUGAGCUUUUAGAGGAAAAAGGGGCUCAUGUAAAAAAGAUUGAUUUUGAACAUUUGACAGGAGGAGUGUUGCAUAGCAAAUUCUGGAUUGUAGACAUGAAACACAUAUAUAUUGGUAGUGCAAAUAUGGACUGGAGAUCUUUAUCUCAGGUGAAAGAGUUUGGUGCUGUGAUAUACAACUGCAGCUGCUUAGCCAAAGACCUCUGGAAAACAUUUAGUACUUACUGGGAUCUUGGACAUGCUAAUGCUACCAUCCCAUCCCCUUGGCCCCUUAAUUAUUCUACCCACAUUAACAAGCACCAUCCUCUGGAAGUAGAAUUUAAUGGAAUCCUGACAAAAGCCUAUUUUUCUGCUUCUCCUCCAGCAUUCUGUCCAAAAGGUCGCACCCACGACCUCUUAGCUAUAAUCGGUAUUAUUGGUGAGGCACAGGAAUUUGUCUAUGUUUCUGUUAUGGAAUAUUUCCCUACCAGCCGUUUCAUUCAUCCGGAAAGAUACUGGCCAGCCAUCGACGAUGCUCUGAGACGUGCAGCUUUCAACUACAGGAUACAAAUCCGGCUCCUGGUCAGCUGCUGGACCCAUUCUGACCCAGCCAUGCUCUACUAUUUGAGGUCCCUACGUGCUCUCAACAACCCACAUGCCCACAUCAGUGUUGACGUGAAACUCUUCAUUGUUCCAGUUCUGAAUCACACAAAUAUUCCUCAUGCGAGAGUGAAUCACAAUAAAUAUAUGGUCACUGACAAAGUAGCCUAUAUUGGGACUUCUAAUUGGUCAGAAGAUUACUUCAUUAAUACAGCUGGCGUGGGAUUAAUUAUCAAACAAAAUUUGACCAACCUGCAAAGAAGACAACUGCCUAUCCAGGAACAAUUAAAAAACCUUUUUGAGCGAGACUGGAAUUCUGAAUACGCAGUAAAUCUGGAAGAUGUGCAGGGACAGAAAGACUGUAACUGGAAGGGCAGAUUCUAAGAAAAUGUUGCUGGUUUGGAUCUUGAGCGUGGAUGCUGUCCUCUGAUCAGCUCAUCUCAUGUACCUUUGUUAGGAUGGAGUACAACUGAAGUCCUGCUUUACCUGGGUGUUUUCCAUGCAGAGCUGCAGCAGCCUGGGUUUGGUGCAGUGCCUGGCAGCCACCGCGCUGCUGACAGCAAUGCUGACGACAGCCAGACAGAACCUCGCUGGCUUCAUAGGUUUAUGAAUUCAGAAAGGACUACAAGGUCACCUGGCUGCACACCAGUUUGUUCCAAAAACUUCAGUGUUAUCUAUUUUUGAUUGUUUUCUCCCAUUACCUAGGAUUUUCCUUUCCCAGUUGUUCCAGUUAAAUCAUGUCUUUUUGUCAUCCAGGUACUCAAAAAACUUUUCAUCUACCAUUUAUGCCAUUAAUUUUUUGACAGUCAUAAAUAACUCUAUAAUCCCUGGAAGACAGCUCUUCUUUCAUGGGCACUGACUCACAGACCUCAGCUCUCUCUGCAGCUUCUUGAGGCUGGGAAGUUGGGAGGGAGGUGCUGAGCUCUUCUCCCUGGGACCCAGUGAUAGGACACAUGGGAAAGUUCAAAGCUGCAUUGGGGGAGGUUCAGGCUUAACAUUAGAAAGCAUUUAUUAAAUGGUCAAACACUACAACAGGUUCCUUUGAGAGGCAGUGUCAAUGCCCUAAGCCUGUCAGUGUUUAAAAGACAUUUGGACAACACCCUUAAUAACAUGCUUCACAAAAUUACCAACCAAGAAAUAUGUAUUCAUGUCUUAAUGCAAGAAAUUACUGCAAUGGGAAUGUCUCUAUAUCAGGAUCACAGAAUCACAGAAUGUUAGGGAUUGGAAGGGACCUCGAAAGAUCAUCUAGUCCAAUCCCCCUGCCAGAGCAGGAACACCUAGAUCAGGUUACACAGGAAGGCGUCCAGGCAGGUCUUGAAUGCCUCCAGAGUAGGAGACUCCACAACCUCCCUGGGCAGCCUGUUCAGUGUUCUGUCACCCUCACUGAGAAGAAGUUUCUUUUCAAAUUUAAGUGGAACCUUUUGUGUUCAAGUUUGUACCCAUUACCCCUUGUCCUAUCAUUGGUUGUCACCAAGAAGAGCCUGGCUCCAUCCUCAUGACACUCACCCUUUAUAUAUCUGUAAACAUUAACAAGGUCACCCCUCAGUCUCCUCUUUUCCAAGCUAAAGAGACCCAGCUCCCUCAGCCUUUCGUCACACGGGAGAUGCUCCACUCCCUUAAUCAUCUUUGUUGCCCUGCGCUGGACUCUCUCCAGCAGUUCCCUGUCCUUCUGGAACUGAGGGGCCCAGAACUGGACACAACAUUCCAGAUGUGGUCUCACCAGGGCAGAGUAGAGGGGAAGGAGAACCUCUCUCGACCUACUAACCACCCACCUUCUAAUACACCCCAGGAUGCCAUUGGCCUUCCUGGUCACAAGGGCCCAGUGCUGGCUCACGGUCAUCCUGAUGUCCACCAGGACCCCCAGGUCCCUUUCCCCUAUGCUGCUCUCUAAUAGGCCAUUCCCCAACUUAUACUGGAACCUGGGUUUGUUCCUACCCAGAUGUAAGACUCUAUACUUUCCCUUGUUAUAUUUCAUUAAAUUUUUCCCUGCCCAGCUCUCCAGCCUGUCCAGGUCUCACUGGAUGGCGGCACAGCCUUCUGGUGUAUCAGCCACUUCUCCCAGCUUGGUGUCAUCAGCAAACUUGCUGAUAGUACACUCUAUUCCCUCAUCCAAAUAAUUGAUGAAUAUAUUGAAUAAUAUAGGCCCCAGUACUGACCCUUGAGGCACUCCACUAGACACAGGCCUCCAACUGGACUCUGCCCCAUUGACCAUGACUCUCUGGCUUCUUCCCUUCAGCCAGUUCGCAGUCCACCUCAUUAUCCGAUCAUCCAGAUCACACUCCCUCAGUUUAGCUGUGAGGAUGCUGUGGGAGACUGUGUCAAAUGCCUUACUCAAGUCAAGGUAGACCACGUCCACCGCUCUGCCAUCAUCCAUCCAUCUUGUCAUGUCCUCAUGAAAGUCAAUGAUGUUGGUCAAGCACGACUUCCCUUUGGUGAAGCCAUGUUGACUGCCCCUAAUGACCCUCUUAUCCUUCAUAUGACUUGAGAUGGCACCAAGGAUAAGUCGUUCCAUCAGUUUCCCAGGGGUGGAGGUGGGUCUGACUGGUCGGUAGUUACCUGGGUCUUCCUUCUUGCCCUUUUUGAAGACUGGAGUGACAUUUGCUUUCCUCCAGUCCUCAGGCACCUCUCCUGUUUCCCAAGACUUGGCAAAGAUGAUGGAGAGUAGUCCAGCAAUGACCUCAGCUCCCUCAGCACCCACGGGUGCAUCUCAUCCGGACCCAUGGAUUUAUGGAUGUCCAGAUUGCCUAACUGCUCCCUAACCCAGUCCUCAUCAACCGAGGCAAACUCCUCCAUUGUCCCGACUUCCUCUGUGGCCUCAGCAGUACGGGGCUCCUCAAGACAGCCUCCAGCAGAGCAGACAGAGACAAAGAAGGCAUUCCGUAACUCUGCCUUCUCUGUAUCUUCUGUCACCAGGGCACCCACCUCAUUCAUCAGUAGGCCUACAUUGCCUCUGGUGUUAGUUUUAUCUGCCACGUAUUUGAAAAAGCUCUUCCUGUUGUCCUUGACCCUUCUCGCCAGGUUUAAUUCUAAGGAGGCCUUAGCUUUCCUAGUUGCUUCCCUACAGCCUCUGACAACAGCCUUAUAUUGUUCUCAAGUGGCCAGUCUCUCCUUCCAUGAUCUGUAAACUCUUCCACUUGAGCAUACCCAGCAGCUCCCUGUUGAACCACACAGGUCUCCUGGCUCCCUUCCUUGACUUCCUACGUGUCGGGAUGCUCUGAUCUUGUGCCUGGCAGAAACAGUCCCUGAACAUUAACCAUCUGUCUUGGGCCCCUUUACCUCCAAGCAGCCUUGCCCAUGGGAUUUCCCUUAGCAAUUGCCUGAAAAGGCCAAAGUUUGCCUUGCUGAAAUCCAGGGUUGCAAUUCUGCUUGCUAUCCUGCUCCUGCCACAUGAGAUCCUGAAUUCCACCAUCUCAUGGUCGCUGCAGCCAAGGCAGCCCUUGACCUUUACCACUUCAACCAGACCUUCCUUGUUAGUGAGGAUGAGGUCCAGCAAUGCACCUCUUCUAGUCAGCUCCUCCACCAUUUGCAUAAGAAGGUUAUCGUCAAGGCACUGAAGGAACCUCCUAGACUGUGACUGGCUGGCUGAGUAGCCCUUCCAGCGAACAUCAGGGAAGUUAAAAUCCCCCAUCACAAACAGGGCCUGUAACUGUGAGACUGCUCUCAGCUGUCUGUAGAAGGCCUCAUCAACUCACCCUGAUCUGGUGGCCUGUAACAGACGCUCUUUUUAGUGCAUUUAUACCUUCUUUUGCAUGCCAAAUCACAGUUGUAGGUUUGUUUGACUGGAAACUGCACAUAGAUGUUUAACUGAACAUCCCACUUUUUCAGAAGUUAAAAUAUAAGUAGCAGCAAUCAAGAGAAGCUACCGCAGUUAAAGGAACAACCGAUGGGGUCAGAAUCACCCUGUUGACAAAAUGUCUAUGUUCUGCAGGUUUGUGUCUGUGCUCCUUGCACCCUUUUGAGCUCUGUUCUCAGCUGUUGUUGUGGUCAGACCCUUGAGUAUUACCUUGUCAACCUGGUUGCUUUUCUGCUAAUCUUCAUUUUUUUCUGAAGCUGACAGUAGCCUAUUUGGAAGAAGAUUGUAUUGCUGCUUCUUUCCUCUACUGAUCUUCCUUUAACUGUUUCAUUCAUCUUUUAAAAACUUUGUAGUGAUUAUUUCUUUGUGGUCAUUACUGUCUCAGACAUCAGUAUUAAUUUACUUGAUUCUGUCAUAUUUGCAACAGACUCCUAAAUUCACUGCUGUCCAGGCAGAUUCCUUUUUGUGGGUUUAAGCAAAUGGACAUUACCCAAGAAACAUUUUAUGUGAAAGCUGCUUUGCAGGCAGGUGUGAUCUGCUGUUUGAAUGGGAUGUCCUUUAUUACAUGCAUUAUCGCUUUCUAGACUCAAUUUUUUUUGUCUUGAUCACAACGUUUUCCUCAGUCCUGGUACGUGCUGUUGCUGUCUGAUGUGGUAAUUUGGGGUCUAUCAAACAAUGACUUUUACACUUAGGGAAACUGCAGGGAAAUGUUACAUGAUCCAAAUAAAUGAUACGUGCCUAACACUUGUGUGAACAGUCUCUUCGGGGAUAAUUAGAGCUCUCUUUAGAAUAACUGCCAGCAGUUGUCUUUAGAAUGUUUAAGCCUAUCAUGAAGAUAUAGAAAUGAAGAACGUCUCAGGCUACAGACAGUACAGUACACAGUACAGUACAGUACAGUACAGGCUACAGUACACUUCCUUUACUACCCAGUUUCUGAAGGUUUCACUGUGUCUGCUUUCCUUGUGCUAAGUAGAAUAUGGAGAAAGAAAACAGAGGAUGAGAAAACUACUGUAACGAAGCAUGUCUGCAUAUACAAAUCUAUAAAACUCAGGAUUGUAAUGAGUGGAAAUUCUCCAUUACCACCGUAUUUAGAAACUGUGCUGUCAUUAAGCAGCCGCUUCAGUAGUUAGUGGGGUAUACUCAAGCCUUUUGCAAAUGUAAGCUGGGAUUUUCAGAAUCAGAAAAUACUAACAGCACUAUCAGUAACUCACGCUACUCCAGUUAUUAUUCCUAUGGUGAGUUUAUUGUGAAUUAAGAAUACAGACAGUGUUCUAACGAUACAUGUGAAGGCUGUCACAUAUGCACUCUGGUUUUCGUUGUGCACUUGAGAGAAGCACUAAUAUAAACAAAGAAGCAAAUAAUUAUGUACAUCUCCUUUUCCAGAAAAUCUUUGAAGCAAUUCCACCAGUGUGGCAGAUCAUUUUGUGCAUUUAACUAUCCAGUAAAUAUAUACAUUAAAAUUUAUUUAUCCACAUUUUCAUAAUUAUUCUUCAUCAUCACGUUUUAUUUUAGUAUCUUAAAAAUGUGAAUUAGUUAUAUAGGUUUUGGUCUUGAAGUUAUUCUCUUGUGUUUUUUGUUUGUUUGUUUAAUUCUUUUAAGGCUAAAUAGACCCACCACAAUAAUAAAAAAUUAGAAGAGAGGAAGAGGUAAAGCAUUAGUCUCUCUACACUAGUAUUUUGGUUUUAUUUUGUAUUUCAAAAUGCUUGUGGAAUACACAUAUUACCUUAGCUGGAAAAAAAAAAAAAAAGAAAAAAAAAUAUUUUAAUAAGAAAGCAAAAGUAAGUCAGAAAUGUCCAAAA